Molecule: messenger RNA, 2428 nt
Organism: Episyrphus balteatus (marmalade hoverfly)
Lineage: Eukaryota; Metazoa; Arthropoda; Insecta; Diptera; Syrphidae
Exons: 3
Coding region: 645-2372 (575 amino acids)
Biological process (GO): positive regulation of neuron differentiation; negative regulation of Notch signaling pathway
Cellular component (GO): nucleus
Molecular function (GO): transcription corepressor activity; DNA binding
Source: RefSeq, a predicted model, not a curated record
GUAACUGUCAUCCCUACGAAAUUGAAUAAUAUAUAAAAACAAAAUGAAAAAAUUGCAAAACCAUCAUUAUAUUAGCCCAAGGGCUUUGUUGUUGUUUACCUUUUUAAUAAAUGAAGGUCGAACAAUCACCAUUUAAACAAAAAUUAGUACAGUAACAAGUUGAACAAAACAUAGAAGCGAUUGCAAUACUGUAUCUCAAUUACUACUACAACAGGCCUUGUUGUGCACACAAAUAAGAACACAAUGAACACAAAUAAGAUACUUGUUAUGAAAUUAUGAAACAAUAGCACAUAUUUUUCGCACUAACUAGGAAAUAAUCAUCAACUGAUUGCAACGAACAAACAGGUUAAAAGGAUAUUUUUUACCUGCGCAUCAACUUUAUUGGAUUAGCAUACACAUUCGCAAUCUUUGUCUAAGUCAAAAGCAAUUAAAUUGCUAAGGGACAUUGCAGUUAAUACAUAUUCAUAUGCGCAUAUACUUUCACACCUCACAACAAGUUAUUAGCUAUUUUAAUUUUCAAUUGACAAAAAUAUUGGAAACAAAACCUAUUUAAAGGCAGCGCAAUAAUUCAUCAGCACUAUUUGAGUUUGUGAAUUAAGCGUGAAAGGACAAAAACCCGAUAAAACGAGAUAAACUCAAUCAAAAUGGGUACCCCGAUGCAUUUUCGAAAACGACAACUUCUUGAAUACCAGAUCCAAGAAAACUCUUCCCAACAAAACGAGCCCCACCAAACUCAAUUAAAUGAACCAAACUGCAAUUACAGUUAUGAACCCCAAAUUACAUUUGAAUAUCCAAUGUCCCCAGCAUCUACUCGUUCAGAUCGAUCAACACCAACAAAAAAUGAACCCUACAUCGCACCCAGCAACUUUGAUUCGUUAGAUCCAAGCGAAUAUUCAACUGAACAAAUGCAAGUUCUAGCCAAACAUACAGUUGCACUAUUGGAAAUGGAAAAUUUAUCACCCAAAUCGAAUAAAGAUGCUCAAAAGCUCAAGCAAAUUGGUGAAUCUCUUACGGCCCUUGAAAACUUUUGCCAAGAUCCAAGUACUCAUCUAGGUGGCAGUGUAAAAAAGCUUACCUAUGAACCUUCAACUCUACUUCAUUUCGCUUACAAUCUCAAAGAAACAAUCGAGGAAUACAUUAGCCAAGAAAUAGCAAAUGCUUCACCAAAUAAGUCGUCACUUUCUACUCUAAUUUUGGCAAAAUUAAAUCAACUUAGAGUAAAUGCAUUGCUUAAACCCCAACAGCGUGUGGUGGAGCAGUUGAAAUAUGUUCCAGGUUAUUGUUCACCGGAAAAGGAGUUUGAGGAUAUGCCUGUGGACUUGUCGGGUUUUUGCAAAUCUGAAAUGCAAGUGGAAGAAGGGCCUGAGGAUUUGUCAAUAAAGAGAAAUAAACCUUAUUAUGAAACUGGUCCUGUAGCAUCAUUACCAGUAGAAGAUGAUGACAUGGAUUAUGACGAGCCAACCCUUGUAAUAGAUGAAUCAUACGUUGAGACACAAAUUGGAGAUGAUACAAUCAUUCAAAAAUCUCCUGAAAAGACAAAAUCUGUAACUCGACAUACUCGCAGUGGAUUGCAGCAAAUAGCAAGUCGAAUUUCAGGAAUCUUUUCAUUUAUUAAUCGAACCCAAUCGAGAAUGGAGGAACUUAUGAGACAAGGAAUCAAUGUUGUAACGCUAACCUCGAGUAAAAAAUCUAAGAAAAAAUCAUCAAAAAAGUCCAAAAAAUCAACAACAACAACAUCGUCAUCAUCAUCAUCGACAUCAUCAGCACCUGCAAUCUACGUACACCCAGCUAAAAGAGUAUUAGAACUGAAACAAAAAUCAUCAAAAAAAUCUAAGAAAAUUCCUAUACUGCCUUCAAUGCCUGCAAUUCAAGAAGAAUCUCCUCCUCCUGCUCCUGCUGGACGAGUUAUAGUAUACAAUCGAAAACCAUGGACAAAUGGAUUGGGAGAUGAAUUCAAAUACAACACAAACUAUCCAAUUCCAUCACCAUAUGAUAGUGGUAGAUGUAUAAUUGGACCAAAUGGAACGACAAUUUCAAAUGAAGAAUGGUUACAAAUUAAUUGGGAUCAAACGCCACCAUGUAUAACGAGAAGAAUUCUAAUGAUGUUAUUUAAUCGUGAAUGUUUAGCAACACAUAGUUUGACAGGCAGACCAUCGCCGGCAUUUUUGGAGCUUAAUUAUCCCGAGAAACAAGCAUUGAAUCCUUAUAUUGUUAAGGAUAUUGUUGAUUUGGUAACUAGCCGAACUAUUGCUACAGCAAAGGAAGUACGUAUGGCUAUAACAACUAAAUGUGCAGAUGAAUCGAAAAUGCGUAGAUGUCGUGAGGCAAAAUUACUUAAACAAGCUGAGAAUUUGAGAAUGAAACCGUAUUGAUGUAAGAAAAACAACUUUGAAUGAUUCCCAGUGAUUUUUUCCACAGGGAAAAUAAA